Messenger RNA from Drosophila arizonae, 513 nucleotides. RefSeq lists its product as uncharacterized. The record is from RefSeq and is a predicted model, not a curated record. NCBI's taxonomy places the organism in Eukaryota, Metazoa, Arthropoda, Insecta, Diptera, Drosophilidae.
AAAAACAGCUGUGAAAAUUGUUAGAGCAAUGCCGCCCAGACGCAGUGAGCGCUUGCGUUUGCAACGCGAGGACGCUUCCCCAGCCCAGCCCGGAGCCGAGCCCAGAGCUGAGCCCAGGUCGGCGAGCAGCCGACCCGUCCGCCGGCGCUCUCAUGGAACGCGCGCCGCACAGCCGGCACGACAGGCGAGGAUGAACGCAGUGGUGGUGCCGCUGGAUGAGCGGCAUGAUCCGCGCACCUGGCUGCAGCUGGAGGCGCACAGGAACUCCAGGGCGUUGGCCAGCCACAGUGAGGAGGUGCAGACGGAUGAUGCGGAGACGCUGCGUCUGCUGUCGGUCUUCAUACGCAUCGCGCUGCUGGAGUCGCCGUCGCUGGCCCAGCUGACCCGGCGCAAUCCCAGUCAGGGCAUCCGGAAGCUGUUUCGCAUCAUACGAUUUCUGUUCUUUAGACGUUAACUGAUUGAGCUGGUUAGCUCACGUAGUUCUUAUGUUCAAUAAAUCGACCAGAGCCAAGC